GCAGCGCUAGUGCAACAUUUGUACGAGUUCUACCUCAGAUGCCUCCCCCCCCCUUCCUCCGUGUGGAAGUUGCCGGACGUGAUUAUAUACAGUUAGCGACUGUCUUCAUAAGGUUUUGCCUUGCAUUGACUGGUAGCGUCAGAAAUGGAACUGCUCUCCAUCAAAUAUCAGGAAAGCAGCUCGUGUGCGAGUAUGAAUGGAAACAAACACAUGAUGCGAUGCUGCCUUGUGUCAAUAUGUCGCCGUUUACAUUUAGCGAUGUGAUGAGUAACAUCUAAAUACAAAGUCAGUUUGCAAUAAAGUAGUGAACUAUUUCCUUCUCUGAUCAUUUCCUCAUCUGCUACUGAGGAGGAGGGAGAGUACACUUGUUGCUCUGCUGAAUUAUUCACUCAACUUCAUUUGCAAAAAAAAAAAAUGACCAAUGUUUUUUUUUUUUUUACUUUUAUUAUUUUAACUUCAGGGUGGGCUUGCAGGUAUCAGUAGUAUUGUACAGAUGGAACAUUUCUUGUUAAGAGAACUUUCACUCAGGAUAUCCAGAUGAGGGCGAGUGACUCAAGGGAUGGUCUCUCACCACAGGUCCUCUCUCCUGCAGACACCUGGACAGAGCAAUGCCUCAGCUGCAGCCUGUGUCUGACAGGACCUGCUAUGGUCGUUUCUCAUUACAAGUUCCACCCUGAAUGCUUCUCAUGUUCUGGCUGCAAAGCAAUGAUUGGGGAGGGUGAAUCCUUUAGCCUGGUGCAGGGGACAGCAUUGUACUGUGGUCCAUGUCAAAAGCUGCUACUUUUACAGCCAAAGUUUGAGGGUCUUUGCAGUGAGUCAGCACAGGAGCAGGAUCCUCACAUGUUAACCCUUCUGCGCCUCCCACCUCAAGCUGGAGGCAACAGGGGUUUCUCUGUGUCAGCAGAGAACAUGCAGGUCACACAGGUCAGUGCAGAAAAUUGGAACUUGCUGCACCAGGGAGACCGCAUUCUGGAGAUUAAUGGAUCCCCUGUCGGCACACUAAACUCAAAUGAGGCUGACGAUUUGCUUUGCUCAACAAACCGGACCCUACAGCUUCUAAUAGAGCACAAUCCCCCAUCUAACUUACCAGUGGAUAAUGCUCCCCCGAAAUCUCCCUCUUUUCGCUACACAGAGGGAAAGGGUAGCACCGAGGGCACCAUGAAACGCAGCUCCAUCCGGCGUAGUAAUAGCAACACCCGUUCCUCUGGAAUCUGCUCUCCCAAAGAUCCUCGGUCUGUGUCGCGGUCAGAGUCUCUGCGGUGUGGAGUUGGUGGCACUCAACAAAUUUUUCGUCCAUGUGAGCUACUACAUGGAGAGGAACUGGGGAAGGGUUUCUUUGGACGUGCCAUUAAGGUGACACACAGAGCAACUGGAAGGGUUAUGGUCAUGAAGGAAUUAAUACAAUUUGACGAACAGACCCAGAAAAAUUUUCUAACAGAGGUAAAGGUCAUGCGUUCUCUGGAUCACCCCAAUGUGCUGCGAUUUAUUGGGGUUCUCUACAAGGAUAGUAGAUUAAACCUAUUGACAGAGUUUAUAGAGUGUGGAACUCUGAAGGAUUACCUGCGAGCGGAUUACUGUACCUGGCAAAAGAAAGUCUCCUUUGCUAAGGAUAUUGCAUGUGGAAUGGCAUAUCUCCAUUCUAUGAGCAUUAUUCACAGAGACCUAAACUCUCACAACUGCCUCAUUAAACUGGAUGGGACAGCAGUUGUUGCAGACUUUGGGCUGUCCCGACUUAUUGUUGAGGAGAAGCCUCUGCCUCCACCAGAUCGCCCCCCCACCAAAAAACGCACACUAGGCAAGAACAACCGCAAGAAACGUUACACAGUGGUGGGAAACCCCUAUUGGAUGGCACCGGAGAUGUUAAAUGGAAAGGAUUAUGAUGAGAAGGUGGACAUAUUUUCAUUUGGAAUUGUUCUGUGUGAGAUAAUAGGACAAGUAUAUGCUGAUCCAGACUGCCUGCCGCGUACCUUAGACUUUGGGCUGAAUGUCCGGCUUUUCUGGGACAAGUUUGUCCCUAAAGAUUGUCCUCCAGGAUUCUUCCCUCUGGCUACAUCCUGCUGCCACCUAGAGCCUGACAGGAGACCUGAUUUCCCACACCUACAUGAUGCACUCACUGCUCUUUCUCUGUUUUUGGGAGAGCUGGGGAUUCCUCUACCCUCUGAGCUAGAGUACAUGGAGCAUAGUGUGCAGCUGCAAUAUGGCCUAACCCGAGAAUGUUCUAAACUUGAAGAGGGGGCCAGUGUGUGAUGGACUUAUUAAAAACAGGAUGUGAUGUACGGAAGUCUCACAGCCUGCUUUGCUGCUGCAGAGAAUUCAUCUCUUCACCUUCUGCUUUCAUGUACAGGCAAAGGGUCAACAAAGAAUGUAUUUCUUUCUGUUCUCAGCCAAGCACUGUUCAUUAACAGUCACAGGAUUCUUAGGUCUAAGACCUUGGAUAAACGAAGACAUGACCCCAUGAUAAUGAAUAAUCGUGGGGCAGAAUAAGGUAAACCUCAGGGUUUUUUUUGUGUAUUUUGUGCAACCAAUUGUUUGUUACUUGAAAAGUUAAGUAGCAAACCAUAUAUGUCAUUCCAUCUUAUUCGAUGAUCAUUUUUAGAACAAAACUUUCUGUUGAGACAAGGAUCACUUGCAUCCGGUUUCAGUCAAGAAAGGUCCUAUUUCCCAAUAUUAUGCACAUCCCAUAUCAUGCAGACUCCGAGCCGUUUCCUCUCGAGGGCAGAGUUAAUAUUCUACCCCUAUUGUACUGCAAGGGAAAAGAACAACACUUUUCUCUGUGGAGGUCAUAUUCAUUUAACCUGUGAAUUUUUGGUUUUAUAGCUUUGCUUUUGAGGCCAUUCAGCCUGUGAAUAUUCAUUAAUAAUCGUGACCACUAUUAGCAUUACUGUUACAGAUAAAAUUGCUGCAUUUUUUUUUAUUUUUUUUUUAUUGAAACUGGAAUUAUGGACAUCGGGAGAUUUUCGUGACUAUUUACUGGACUUUUGACUGGACUUUGAAACAUGUCUAUUCUUUGCAAUACACCUGCAUCAUUUUCUGCAGUGGGAAAUUAAUAUUUAAACACCAGGUGUUCUUAUGUCACACUCUAAAAUAUGGCUGCAAUUGUGCAUUUAAAAGGUUAACAAAGGGAAAUACACCCUAGCAUAUAACCAGCAGAUUCCCAUUAACUGCUUUUUCUACCAUAACAUUUAGGACAUAUUUAUCAAUUGCGAGCAAUUCCCAACAUCCCUAUCUUCUUGCAUUGACGUUUGAAGUACUGUACUACUUGGAAAAUGUUAAGACUUGUCUCCUCCUUUUCCUAAAUAUAGAAUGGGUUUCUUUGUUUUUUGUACCAUUUUGGAGAUACAGGUGAUAUCUGCAGAGAUCAAACUGUAAUCUUACAGGUAAAUUACUUAAAAUAAAUAAUAUUUUAUAUACAACAAUAAGCAACAAACAUUUUCAGGCUUGUUUGUUACAUUGGCAACUUUCCAGCCAGAACAAUGUUUUAUAAAACAACAGUGUGUUGUGUUGGCUGCCAGUGGGUUUGCCUGCAUGAACAUGCUCUUGGAUAUGUCCCUUCUACUGGUAUGUGCUGAGUAAGCUGUAAGCUAGAAAAUUGUUUAUUGCCCAUAGUCUAUCAACCAGAUAUUUAUAAAGCCAUGAAACCAUAUGUGUUUUCAUGCACAUGACAUGAAACGUGUUCAGGUUUUGUGUGCAUGUGUUUAUUUUGGCUGUAUGUUCUACCAGAAUCCUGAAUGCUCUUUGGAAUAUUUUUUUGCUGCACAAAUCUUUCCCUAAAUGAUAGACAAUUGUAAUGUACUAUUCAUAUUUUGCAAGUCAGGUUUUUUUUUUCGUUCCAGCCCAGUGCAUGAAUUGAGUCCACAGUGAAGUGUUCAUACCAGUUAUUGUUCUAAUCUACCAAAAGUUAAUUGGAUUACAUUACUAAAAACUGAAACUGCAGUUGGCCAGUGGCCUAAAUCAUCUGUGAGGUCAUGAGCUUACUUGGUUGUACAAGUGUUAUUCCGUUUCAGGCAAUAACCAUUCAAAGUGAUUGGGAGCACUGUGUGUGUUGCACCUUGUUAACCAUAGAUCAAAACCAUAAAAAGUAUGGUAGGUGAUACCUUUUAUUGAUUAUUAAAUGCAAGCUUUUAGGACUUCUUAAGUCCCUGCUUCAGGUAUACUAUGUAACCAUGCUGGAAGACCUAAGAAGUCCAAAAAAUAUGAAAGUUAUUGGGGGCUGACUUGGGAGAUUUUGUCCCCUGCCUACAUAGCUGUAAAAACACUUUAAAACAGCCAAUGUACCCUUGCUUUUGAAUAGGAUUGACACGUAUAAGUUUUUCUUUUUACUGGCACAGAUCCAUAGAACUGGCAUGCUAAAUGGUAUUUCUCUGUCGUCUUAGGGGGACAUGGAACAAUGGGGGUUAAGCGCCAUCCUCCAGGAAGCAGGACACUUGAAGUAAUUAAGGGGGCAUGCCAGUUCCUGCUUAACCCCACACACUUUACACUCAAAUUCAGUUUUUCAAGUGACUUGCUACCGGGAGGAUGGACACCAGCCUGUCAGAUAAGAUUCUGUGAUCAGCCAACGGUUGACACCAGGGGAGACACCCAAAGCAGGAGUACGUGUUUUAAUUUGUUUAGCCCCCUACGAGGCAAAUCCUACUUACUAGCCUAGGGGCUAUAUCGACCACCUAGACGCAUACAGAACUGGCAUUCUAAACCGUUUAUACGAUAGUAAAUCAUUUAAAGAGAUUUCAUGCCUAAAUACAAAGGGUUAUUGCCAUGCCACCUGGUGUAAAAAUGUUUUAACUUUUGCACAUUAAAGGGCGUAAUAAUUAACAUUGGAGACCAACAUCACCGGUGAUGUUGCUCAUAGCAAUGAAUCAAUAAUUAUAUUUGAACAGUCACCUACAAGUUUAAGUCACCUACAAACGAGUGGAUCUCUACCCAAUAUGCCCACCUUGAGGUGGGAGAUAUCGGGCUGAACGAUUGUGGGCCCUAGGGUCCAAUAAUCGGAAGAAAACACUGAAAAUACCGGCAGCCGGAUCAAAGACCGCAUCAAUGUACAGAUGCAGUCCUUGAUCCGAUGGGAUUUUUGAAUCUAGCCCUGGUUGGGGGGAUCCAUACACUGUCCAAUAAUAGUGGCCAUGUAUGGCAGCUUUAGAAAAACAAAAGCAAAGAUCUGAUUGCUAUGGGCAACAUCACCAGUGAUUUUGUCUCCAGUGUUAAUAAAUAUGCCUCAUAGGACAGGAAUAUCUAUAUUUUUAUCUGAUUGUUACCGAAUGAUCAUGCACAUGCUUUCAGCCUUGCUGCUUUUUAAUUAAACCUUUCUCGGGGAAA
Messenger RNA from Xenopus laevis (African clawed frog), 5310 nucleotides. RefSeq names its product LIM domain kinase 2 L homeolog (gene limk2.L). Gene Ontology annotation, cellular component: spindle; cytoplasm; centrosome. The record is from RefSeq and is a predicted model, not a curated record. The transcript has 16 exons. Lineage: Eukaryota; Metazoa; Chordata; Amphibia; Anura; Pipidae. Gene Ontology annotation, molecular function: protein serine/threonine kinase activity; protein kinase activity; ATP binding. Bases 538 to 2247 code for a protein of 569 amino acids. Gene Ontology annotation, biological process: actin cytoskeleton organization.